AUGGAAAAUAACAACAACAACAACAACAACAAUCAAGUUCCCAUCUGGGACUUCCUACAAUCACUUAAUCCGCACGGGGCUGGAAGAGGUGGCGUCGGCAUUGAUCAUGCCAACUUCGGUCCUCAGUUUCAUUCGGGAUUCCCAUUUGACCCCGCCCAAUUCAACCCCUGGAUGGCUCACGGUUGGGGCCGCUGGGGUAACCACGGAGGACAUGGCAGGGGCGGCCACCAACAAUAUCGAGAUGCACCUGAGACCGGCAGGGAAGAAGACCGCGGCGACACUGAAACGGAGAGUUCUCCCGAAACCUUGAGGCAUACGCCGGACGAGUCAGUUACUAGCGAGGUUCCACAUCCUCCACCACAUGGAGCCUUGCCUCAUCAUCCUCCACCGCCUCCCGGAGCAUUCCCGCACCCCCACGGUCCGCCGCCGGGUGCCCCGAACCACCACGGUCAUCCGCAUCCAUUCGGCCCCCGCCGAGGACGAGGAGGUCGAUGUGGACGCGGCGGCAGGCGUGGACCGCAUACAGCACCGGCCUAUAACGGCCCAUGGGACUUCCGUCCAUUGAUGCACGCUUUUGCCGCUCAUCCAUUCGCGGAGGCUUUUAGAGAGUACAUGGACCAAGUUCGCAAUGGUACCUCUGGCGAAUCGAAUGAGCACCAAGACGAUGCAUUCGUCCCGCCUAUCGACGUCUUCAACACCGAGAGAGCAUACGUACUUCAUGUAUCACUACCAGGAGCGCUGAAGGAAGACAUCGGAGUGAACUGGGACGGCGAGAAAAUCAACAUUGCUGGGGUUGUAUAUCGUCCGGGCAAUGAAGAGUUCCUCCAGACCUUGGCUUCGAGCGAAAGGAAGGUUGGUAUGUUUGAGAGAAGCAUCAAGCUACCACCUCCCGGAAGUGACGAGAAAGAGGAUAUCGACGGUCUCGGCAUCACCGCGAAAAUGGAGAACGGUAUUCUCAUCGUUACCAUCCCCAAGACCGAGAAGGAGUGGACAGAGAUCCACAAGGUUGAUAUCGAGUAA
Molecule: messenger RNA, 1020 nt
Organism: Daldinia childiae
Lineage: Eukaryota; Fungi; Ascomycota; Sordariomycetes; Xylariales; Hypoxylaceae
Exons: 1
Coding region: 1-1020 (339 amino acids)
Biological process (GO): protein complex oligomerization; response to salt stress; response to hydrogen peroxide
Source: RefSeq, a predicted model, not a curated record